AUGCCUGCCUCCCGGUCUCCUUCUCCGGAGAACAAUGUCUUCGCCAUCUCAACCACUCUCGUGCCUGAGCGCGAUAUUAAAAAGCCCGCCACAACCAAUCUUACCUUCGACAAUCUCCUCCCCUCUGAUAGGGCCCUCGUCCUGCACGAGGAUCUGCAAGAAGGAUGUGGCGGCCAACUCUGGCCCGCCGGCAUGGUCCUAGCAGGAUACAUGCUCAAAUACCACCGGACCGACUCACUGCGAGGGAAGUCCGUAGUGGAAAUUGGCGCUGGCGGUGGAUUGGUGGGACUGGCCGUUGCGAUCGGCUGUGAACUCGACCACGAGCAAAAGAUCUACAUUACGGAUCAAAUACCUAUGCUUGCACUGAUGAAGAAGAACAUUGCGCUCAACAAGCUGGAAGAGAAGGUCGUUGCAGAGGUCUAUGAUUGGGGCACGUCACCUCCACCCGCCAUUCUGUCCCCUGGUGCACAUCACCCUGAUAUCGUCCUUGCAGCCGACUGCGUUUACUUUGAACCCGCUUUCCCCCUACUACUCCAGACACUGAGCGACCUGAUCGGUCCCGAAACCACCUGCUAUUUCUGCUUUAAAAAGAGACGGAAAGCGGACAUGCGAUUCAUUCGUGACAUGAACAGAAAUUUCCACGUUGAAUACGUCGAGUACAAUGGGAAGGAAGCAGAUCAGAAAGAAGGCAUAUUUCUAUAUGCUGUAAAACGAAAGAGGAAAGAAUAA
Messenger RNA from Fonsecaea erecta, 729 nucleotides. RefSeq lists its product as hypothetical. Lineage: Eukaryota; Fungi; Ascomycota; Eurotiomycetes; Chaetothyriales; Herpotrichiellaceae. The coding region runs from base 1 to 729 and encodes 242 amino acids. The record is from RefSeq and is a predicted model, not a curated record. The transcript has a single exon.